AAUUUACGUUUAUUUUUAAAAAUUCCUAAAAUAUUUUAAUAAAAAAAUUUCCGAUCCAAACAAUCGCCUCAGUAGAGUCUCACUCAAAACCCAACCAAUUCAAAACCCCGCGAUUUCCCCCAUGGCCUUUCACGUUGCUUGCCCAAUUACAUGCAAGCGCAUCUGCUUCUGCGCCCUAGGGUUUCCGCGCCAGCUGAGGGGCGAGAAGGCCCGGGACGGUUUCUUGGAUGAGGCGGUUAGGGUGGAGGAGUUCCUCAGGGACGACUGGCUGCUUAGGGUUUGCCGCAGCAGCACCGUGCAGGUCGCCGUCCCUCGUGUCGCGCCGCCUCCGCCGGCGCCGCCCGUAUCCGCCGGCGACUGUGGCGAGGAGGCUCUGCUGUCGGCGCAGACCAAGCGCGCGGCUCUCCAGCGGAAGGCGGCGGCCGCGCUGGUUGCAGCCGAGGACUACGCACGGCGGUUUGAGUCCGGGGAUCUGGCGGAUCCAUCGAGAGAACUUGUCGGAGAAGAGCUGGGUCAGUCUACUGUAAAUGUCAUGUGUCGCUUGUGCUUUAAUGGUGAGAAUGAAGGAAGUGAGAGAGCAAGGAGGAUGCUUUUGUGCAAAAGUUGCGGCAAGAAGUAUCAUAGGAACUGCCUAAAAGCGUGGGCUCAGCAUAGAGAUCUAUUUCAUUGGAGUUCAUGGACAUGCCCUUCUUGCCGAAUUUGUGAGGUAUGCCGUAGAACAGGAGAUCCAAAUAAGUUCAUGUUUUGUAAAAGGUGUGAUGGUGCUUACCACUGUUACUGCCAGCAGCCUCCACACAAGAAUGUUAGUAGCGGACCUUAUUUGUGCCCAAAGCAUACAAGGUGUCACAGUUGUGGUUCAACUGUCUCAGGGAAUGGCCUUAGCACAAGGUGGUUUCUGGGAUACACUUGUUGUGAUGCUUGUGGAAGAUUGUUUGUGAAGGGAAACUACUGCCCUGUUUGCUUGAAGGUAUAUCGGGAUUCUGAAUCAACACCCAUGGUUUGCUGUGAUGUUUGUCAACGCUGGGUGCAUUGCCAGUGUGAUGGUAUCAGUGACGAGAAAUAUCUGCAGUUUCAAGUAGAUGGAAAUCUUCAUUACAAAUGUGCCACAUGCCGCGGAGAGUCCUAUCAGGUUAAAGAUCUUGAGGAUGCUGUGCGAGAACUUUGGAGGAGGAGAGAUAAAGCGGAUCAAAAUCUGAUUGCAAGUUUGAGGGCUGCUGCUGGAUUGCCAACUCAAGAAGAAAUAUUUUCUAUUUCACCUUACUCGGAUGAUGAAGAAAAUGGCCCCAUCACGUUAAAGAAUGAAUAUGGGCGUUCCUUGAAGUUUUCCCUUAAAGGACUAGUUGAUAAAUCUCCAAAGAAGUGCAAGGAAUCUGGAAAGAAAUCUUCAAAUAAAAAGUUUGUCAAGAAGAAAGGAUCUCAGACACCUUUAGUUAGUCAAACUGAAUCACAUCAGAGUUUUGGAGGACAGAAUGAUGCUCGUUCAUCUGGACACAGCUUGGGCGAUGACAAGAAUGAUGAAUUUCUGUCCCAUAGAAGUGAAGGAGCAAAUGUACUUUCUUCCCCUGUUGCUGUGAGUGGGAGCCAAACUGACGGAAUUUCUAUGAAUCAAUUAGGAGUCUCGAAACACAAGUUUGUUGAUGAGAUUGUGGGAAGUAACGAAGAUAGGAAACCUCGGGUGGUCAAAAUCAAGAACAAUAAACCUCAGGUUUUGGAUAUUGCAGAAGAUACUGGAAAGCGUGCUGGCAACUCCAAGACUAUGAAAGGAACAAAGUUGGUCAUACAUCUAGGUGCGCGAAAUAGAAAUGUGGCUAAUUCACCAAGGUCUGAUGGGUCAAGCUGUCAAAGGGAUCAAGAUUUGACGGCAUCUAAUGGCAGUGAAGAUAUCAGUCAGCUGAGAACAAGUGACAAUAUCAUGACUGACAGGAAUGACGGCCUCGCUAAAUUUGGUUAUGAAACACCAUUUGUAGAAGAUAAAGUUGAUUGCUCUGGCCAACUAAUAGGUUCAAACUAUGGUGGGAGAGAAGGCAAUUUGAUAAAGCUCGGAAAAUUUAGAUCAGAAGCUUCUGACUUGGACCCCAAAUUUGGUAGGGGGAAUAAUGCUGAUGGACAUGAUUCUAAUCCUCCAGAUAACAUACCUGUGGUAGGGACUAUGACCGAUGUCUCUGCUUUAAGAGGUGGCAAGGUAUCUUUGAGGAAGCAUCCAGAAGGCAGGCUGGAUACUUCAAGUGAGGGAAAUGUUGAUACUUGUAAUCAACCUUCUGUUUCACAAUCUAUGCCAAAAGAUUCCAAACCUUUGCUAAAGCUUAAAUUCAAGAAUCUAUCUUUUGACAAUCAGAGUUCGUGGGGUUCCCAUCGGGAGGAAGAAAAGAGUUCUAUCAAGGGCCAAAGGUCUAAGAGAAAGAGACCAUCACCUUACAUGGAGAAAUCAUCAAUUAGGGGAGAUGAAGAUGUGCAGGAGAAUUCAAUGAAUGAGAUCAUGGAUGCUAAUUGGGUAUUGAAGAAGUUGGGUAAAGAUGCAAUUGGAAAGAGAGUUGAAGUUCAUCAGCUGUCAGACAAUUCCUGGCAUAAGGGAGUGGUUAUUGAUGUCAAAGAAGGCACAUCUGGCGCAUCAACAUUAUCUGUCCACCUAGAUGAUGGAAGAGUUAAGACAUUGGAGCUUGGGAGGCAAGGAAUUCGUUUUAUUUCUCAGAAGCAAAAGCGGCAAAAAGUGUGAAGUCUGAAGUAGUUAUUCUCUAAGGCAGUUAAUCUCAGUUGGCACUUCUCUCCAUAGGUGAGGGGGUAGUGUCUGCUCUAGAGGCACCCGAAACUCCAAGAUCACUUUUCUUUGCCGGAAUCAUUGUGGAUUUCUCCUCCUGUGUUUGCGAGGACCUAUGCUGCUCAACUAGGGUCUAUUGCAGAGGCAGGAUUCCUCCCCUUUUGCUAUUUCUUUCAUCAUUAUUACAUCUCUGUACUGUUUCUCAACAUGUAUGAUAGCAUAAAUUCGCUCUCCCCUGCUGCUGCUGCUUUAUUUUUGGAAGUCUGCGAUUUUAGGAGCAGGUCCAAGUUUCGGCAGUUCAUAAUUUCUAUGUGCUCCGAUGGUCAUUGUAUGUGUAAUCCUUCCAUGUACCAACUUUUUGUUCGAGGAAGAGAAUUUAUUGCAGCUACCAUUUCUGCUAUUUA
This is a messenger RNA of Malania oleifera, 3159 nucleotides long. RefSeq lists its product as uncharacterized. The record is from RefSeq and is a predicted model, not a curated record. The coding region runs from base 122 to 2713 and encodes 863 amino acids. NCBI's taxonomy places the organism in Eukaryota, Viridiplantae, Streptophyta, Magnoliopsida, Santalales, Ximeniaceae. The transcript has 13 exons.